CGGAAGUACAGAAUUUUUUUUUUUUUAUCCCGUUGCCUGGUCUGUUUGUGUCUCGGGGUUUACAUCACUGAGAUAGCUGAUGAGAUGUCUGUGUGAUUCGUGUUUUGGGGACCCACACAGCUGAGGAAUCGGAUGAAUUGGUACUGCAACUAAGCUCAUCUUGUCUCCCUGUCCGUCCGUGAAAAGAUGAUGAUGAUGAUGGUGGUGGUGUUGAUGAUAAAUGUGUGAGGAGAAAGCUCCUGUGGUCCUGUUGCUGCACCGCACACUUCCUCAUGGAUUCCAGCAAUGACGACGCACUUGAUAUCAUUAUCACCAAUGUGGUGGCUACCUUCAGGACCAGGUGCCACCUCAACCUGCGCACCAUUGCGUUAGAGGGAACCAAUGUCAUCUAUAAGCCGGAAGGAGGGAAGGUCCUGAUGAAACUUCGUAAACCCAAAAUAACAGCCUCGAUCUGGUCCUCAGGGAAAAUCAUCUGCACUGGAGCAACAAGUGAGGAUGACGCAAAGCGGGGUGCUCGCAGGUUAGCACGCGUCCUGCAGAAACUUGGCUUCAAGGUGAGGUUUUCAGCCUUCAAAGUCGUGAACGUCCUGGCAGUGUGCUCCAUGCCGUUUUCAAUCGCCCUAAUAGACUUCACAAAGAAAAACCGACCCAUCGCCAGUUAUGAACCAGAGCUCCAUCCUGCUGCCACGUACAGGAUCAAACAUAUAAAGGCUACUGUACAGGUGUUCUCCACCGGCAGCAUCACAGUAACAGGACCAAAUGUGCAGAAUGUGGCCACAGCUGUUGAGCAUAUCUACCCACUGCUGUAUGAGUGUAAGAAACCCCUCCACAAAAAAUAGAAAAAGGCAGAAGGAAGGAGGCAACGAAGGAAAGAGAAGGCAUGACUGAUUUGUCCGUUACAAGUGAGGAAGCACCUUAUCCUUGGAUUUACUCGCUUGAUUUUAUGGCUAAGCGGCAACAGCCACAAACUUCUAACACGAAUCAACAGACUGGAUGUCGCCUGGAUUCAAAAAAGAAAAAACAACCCCCAGUCGGAGUCUUAAAAUGUCCCUAUCACAAAAAUGUAUUGUUGUUGUGGAUUGUGUAGCUCUUGUGAUUUUAACAGCCUAAAUUUGCAAGUAUGUCUUUAAACAUCAAAUCCUUCAGGGGGAAACUGGUCUACCAAACCUGACAUGAGACUGAAGGGAGAGGCAGGUAUUUAAUCUCAGUCUUAGAUUGGCUCCGGGUGGAUUUGCAUGGACACAGAAAGACCAGUUGUUCAAAAGUCUUCACCAUUUCAAUGCUUAGCAGUUGUGACCAUAUUGGAGAGUCAGAACUGUAGGUUAACACUAAGAAAACCUCACCUUUAACCCCUUUAUACAAGACGUCGUCACAUCUGCCACUUCCUCUAGAAGAAUCUCCGUCCAUGGCUCGUUUGUAGAUGUGUCAACGCAAAUACAAGGCAUCCACUGUAUUACCCGUAUUUUUGCCCAAAGAGAAAAACAGCUGUCUGUCAAACCAUAGACUAAGUCUUGACUGUUACACAUGUACUCAAAGUAAGAGCAGGUCCUUAUGCAGAUGGACAUAUCCACUUAUAAUAUACAUUCAUCUGAUUUUAAUUGUUGGUUUCUCGCAUUACCUUUUCUUACUUGGUCCGUUCACUGUAAAUGUGUUCUUGUUUCUCAACUGUGGCAUUGGAUCAGAAUGCACACAUUUUAUCUGAUUUAAUAAUUUCCUAACAAUAGUUUUAAACACAAGGCAAAUACGAAAUAUUUUUUUUUCUAGGCUGGACAAUGUACCGAACAAGAUUGCUGUUCUAAAUGUUUUGGAUUGUAAUGAAAGUUUUGGAAGGGUUAAGGGGUAUUUAAUGUUUCAGGUGGUGUGUUGAGCCACAAACUAACUCGCUUUCAUUUAAACAACUACUGGCUACGGGACUAACCAGAAAGACAGCGACUGGACUAACCAGUAGCUGUCUUAAAUGAAAGACAAAUACUGAAUACCAACCAGUAGCUGUCUUAAAUGAAAGACAAAUACUGAAUACCAACCAGUAGCUGUCUUAAAUGAAAGACAAAUACUGAAUACCAACCAGUAGCUGUCUUUCACUUUAGACAGCUACUGGUUAGUCCCAGACUUAAGUUGGGAUGAGACAAGGCAAGGCAUUGAAAAUUGGCGCAGGAAUAAAGUUAUUAAACACCGUCCAGAAUUGGUCUUGGAAAUUGCUGCAAAGUACCAGAAACGCAGUGACUCAAAAUGACUAAUGCAGCCGUUAAGUCAUACAAAGUUUUAUGGCAGUUAAUUCAGCACUCUCACUAGUCAAUAGGUGUGGCAGUGCAUUUAUCUGAGUUUUUGAAUGAACAUAAGACCAUGCACAGUGUUCAAGGAGCCCAUGCUUAUAGUGAUAGCCAGUACCUUAACUGUCCAAAAAAACCAAACCCUUCAUAUAAUAUCAUUUUCCUAAACAACAAAAAACAGUGGUUAAGUGUUUUUAAAUGUGAAAACCUAAUGACAGUCGACAUGGAUUUAUGUACUGAAUCUGAUGGAAAAUAUGUUGAUAAAAAACUUGGACAUGUUGUGUCAAGUAUGUGGGAUGGACUUUUUGAACCAGUGUCAACUGAGCAUUUGUGACAAUUGUUCAGAAUUUUGUAUUUUGUAUAAAAAUAAAGGUUAAUGAUAAA
Messenger RNA from Anoplopoma fimbria (sablefish), 2654 nucleotides. It is a transcript of the gene tbpl1, whose product is annotated as TBP-like 1. Gene Ontology annotation, biological process: DNA-templated transcription initiation. Gene Ontology annotation, molecular function: DNA binding; general transcription initiation factor activity. The transcript has 8 exons. NCBI's taxonomy places the organism in Eukaryota, Metazoa, Chordata, Actinopteri, Perciformes, Anoplopomatidae. The record is from RefSeq and is a predicted model, not a curated record. The coding region runs from base 273 to 839 and encodes 188 amino acids.